UUUCAUCAGAAAUCAAAACCAAAAUUAAAUUGCAGCGCGUACUUACGGCUUCUCAGAAAGAAGUAUUGUGGUACAGAAUUAAGGCUAAAUGUAUCGAAAUGAAUUGGGUUGGUGGAGUAAGGAAACGUGUCCGAGCAAAAGAAGAAAAGAGAAUUCAAAAGGAAUAUUUUGAAAAGAAAAAGUUUAUGAACCAGUUGAAUCGUGUAUGUGAUGCUUCACCAAGCAAGAACCGAGUUGCCAUAAGUCAGGAUUUACUCUCAAUACAAACGGUCAAUCACCUCCACAAGACAAGCCAAGGUAAAUCACUGCAAAAGAACUCCAAGAGAGUUAAGCAUGUUGAUUUAGAAAGAAUUUACGACCCAUUUGUUAACUAUCGCAGGAGAGAAAGAAAUUUGGAACUACCAAUGUCACCGAUUGAGACACCAUCUAAGCUGGAAUUGCAAGAUUGUCAUGUACCAAGAGCUACUAAAUCUGACCAUAUCUGUAGUGACAUUCUUUCCGAAAACACAUCAACAAAUAAUUUCUCCCAGAUAUCUCAACUCCAGGCUAGACAUUCUGUUUACAAGGAUGCACAACAGACAGACGACUCUCAAAAUUUAAUGAAAUAUUCUUCCUAUUCGCAACCGAAUACAUCUAAUGGUUUGAUAAGAAGUCUGUUUGAUGAGAGUACACAAAUGGAAAAUAGAAACACAAGAAGUUAUGUAGGUGAAGCAAGGUCAACAACCCAUAGGAAAGAAGACCACUCUGUUCCCUCCCCGUGGCCAGGACCAAAUCUCUCCUCAUCACAUUUAUCCAGCCCUGAAAUAUUGUUUCAACGUGAGGUUUUUAAGAAUUCAACUCCAUUACCUCGAGAACAAGAAGUGUCAAGAUUUCUCAAAGGAGUGAUCAUUCCCAAAGUUAAUAAGUGCAAUACUAUAGGCAGGUCAUCCUAUUCAAAUGCAGUGCCAUCAUCUACCUCAUCUUUGAGGGGUUUCUCCAGCCUCGUUGAUACCGAUCCUACAAAAUCAACACGUCUUCCAAGUUUGGCAUCUCAAGAUAAUUUAACUCCCAAUCCACAACUUGAACCAUUCAAUUUUCGAGAGCAUAAAUUUCCCAAUGAUUUUGAAAAUGAUAAUCAAUGUUGGCCGCAAGUGACAUGGAUCGAACAUAAACCAACAAACAUAUUUCUGAAACAAGAAAAUGGUAGUGUUUUCCAGACAAGAGAGGGCAGUGUUGAUCUUUCAUCAAAGAAUAAAACUCACUGUGGUUUUGCCCAGGAGAGUAACAUGAAUUAUGAGUCUCAUUUAAGUAUGGUCUUAAAUCAGGCAAACAGGGAUAGACAAGUAGUACCCUCAGAAGAACAUUUUCAAAUGCCUGGCCCAUCACUAAAGCAUGAUAGGCCAACCUCUCCAGGUACAUGCCAAUGGAAAGGCGUAGAGUUGCAAAUUAGUCAGAGGACGGUAGACACACGCAAGCAGGAGCAGUAUAAGGAAGGCAGUUUCAACAAUUUUGGUAGUACAGCAGAAAUUGAUAGUAAUUUGGGAUGGAGAAGCUUUAUAUUUGAUACAGAUGGACAGAAUAUGUCAAGCCAAAGCCAUGACGAUGUACAGAAAGAGACUACUAGACUGAAAAUGAACACAAUAACAAAUGAAGUGGUCAGAGAGCUGUUAUCUCUUGAUGAUGAACUAAUGGAUGGGAUCACAACCCAGCAGAUUGAUGACACUGCAUUAGAUAGAGAUUUCUCAGCAUUAUCCAGUACCCAGUCUUCCUAUGUCAAUGACUACUACAAAGAGUGUUUCACAAUCAAAGGCAACCUAUCAUCUCAGGGAUCAUCUACAAAUGUUAGUGCAGAUAAUGAUCUAAACAAAGCAUUAGAGGAACUGAACACCCCUGUUUUGAAAAUGAAUCAAACUGCUAAUUCAACUGAUGAUCCCAUCAGUGAUCAGCUAAAUGAGAAUAAAGAGGGCAGCGUUGAAGGAAAUCUCCAACAUGGGUCAUGUGACAAUAGUCCCCAGUUUUACAGUGCGGAAGAGGUGCCAGCCAAUAGAAUUGACUGCAGCACACAGACAACAGGUGGCCACUGCACCACCUGUAAAUGCCUAAGCCCUACCGAUGUACAAAGUGUUGAGAAAAGCAAGCCCCAGCAAAUUGUAGUGCAAACACUAUGUCCAGACCUGGUCAGCUUACAAGAGCCUACUGAGAACCAUACAGAAAUACUAACAGAAUCCAGUCUUAAUGAUUCAAUUCAGUCCCAACUAAAGCAAUAUAUAUGUCAUGUUCAACCAAGUAAUAACACAGAUAUAGAAGACUGUGGUGCAGGUUAUCACGAUUCUCAACUUGUCAGCGAAGACAAUAAAGAGAACAGGUGUCCGAAAUGUCAAUCCAUGGAAAAUGAGAACAAUUCUGUAAGAUAUUCCCUUCGUACUAGAAAUGUGAACAAGUAACAUAGAAUAAGUUGGCAGCCAAGUUAUUGUAUGAUUACCAAAUGUAAUUUAUACUAUAUUUUGAAAUAUAUAUGUUAAUGCUGGUAUUGUUAUUGUAUGCAUUAGAUAAGCCUCCAGUCAAUAUUUAUGUCUGGAAGUGGGACACAGUUUCUUCCUGAAUCAUUUUUCAUAUUUUAUUUAAUGAAACACGACAAAGCUAAUGUUCACUGUGUUAAAAUUGUGCAAUAUUUAUGCAAUCUGUUGAAGUUUAUUAAGCGAGAAAAGAUUUAGUAAAAUUGAUAUUAGUCCUUUUAUUUCUGUAAUUUUAAACUGAUAUUUCAAAUACAUUAAUAAAAACACUUGUGUGUUAUUUGUGAUAUGUUGACAGUUGUUUAUUGUAAGCAUAUUUUGUCUAGAAACACUUUUAUUAUUUUCUAAAAUGUUUUUUUCAGCAAGAUGUGCAGUAUGUAUAGUUUUAGAUUAUACAACAAAAAAAAUACAUGAUUGCUUGAUGGUGCAAUGCUGUCAGCGGAUUAUCAUUAAAAUGAUCCAUUGCAUGCGCCUCAUUACAUUGUGAUUGCAGCAGCUGAUCACUGUCGAAACAGUGCAUUUGUCUAGAAGCUAACAAUGUAUAUUAUUUCUUAUGUUCAUUAUUCUCUCAUCAUUUUUUUAUUCAGCAUUCGCAAUAUGAGGACUGUGCAAUAUUUACAGAGUUUGUUGGAGUUUGUUGUGUAAUAAAAGUUCAUAACAAAAUUGAUCUCCCUUUGAUUUUUUAUUCUGCAAUUCUGAAAACCUUUCAUAUUAAAUCUUCCACAUUUUUUGAAUGGCUGAUGCCUGCCAUACCUAAUACAUAGCAACAAUGAAAUAAACUUGCACAACCAAACAGCAUUUUUCUUUGAAUCAUAUUGACUUUAUUGGAAGAUUUUAUCUAUUGGUAUACAAUACAAAGGAAUACAUGAAAUAAAUUCUCAAUUAUAUAUACAUUUUAUAUUCCUGACAUUUGUGCUACUAUUGUAUCGAAAAAAAAUUUGGUGGGACAAAAAAAAAAGGCAAAUAUCAAGAGAGUCUGUCAAUAAUUGUGCUUGAUUUUAAUAUAGUUGUAUUAUUAUUUUUUACAAUAAACAUAGUAAAUCAUUUGCGAUUUUCAAGCAUUGGUCAAAAUCACAAUUAUUAACCAGAGGUGGUUCUAGAACAUGCAUAGGAGGGGAAACUGUCCCGACAAGGAGAGGAAAAAUCCUGUGGAGGCAGUUUGUCAAAACUUGUCAAUUUUCUUUCAAUUUAAACUGUUCUGAGACAGAUAUUUUAGAACAUUAUAUAUAUUCAAUUUUGUUGUGACUAAUUUUUGAUGGGGGUAGGGGGGCUUGACCAGUUAGUAAACUUCUGAUGGCAUCGCCACUGACAAACCAUCUAUGCAUAAUAUAUAACUUAUCAAAUACAUACCACACUUGAACAUACAGGAAUAUUAUUACUGUACGGCUCGUACAUUACAUCCACCAGCAAACAAUGCCAGGCAACAUGACUAAUUACAUGCAUUACAUUCUGUUCCGUAAGUGUGAAACCUCGAUACAUGUAGAAGAUACUGCCAAAAACAUUUCUGGUUUUCAAAAAAAUAAUAAUAUACUGCAUCUUGAGCAACUUUGGUUAUGAACCACAUGUUAGUGUUACCAUUAUUAAAUAUCAACUCAAAAAUAAGUACCUUAAAAAUUAAAAUGCAUCAUGAAAAUACAGUAGGCCUAUAACUUAUAUACUUUACAAUCAUUGAUAAAAUCUUUAAUAUAUCAGUUUAUAGGAAUGGUAGUUUACAAUUUAAGCUAUCUUCAGAUAAAAUUGCUUAGGCAACAGGC
Messenger RNA from Anneissia japonica, 4246 nucleotides. RefSeq lists its product as uncharacterized. The coding region runs from base 99 to 2423 and encodes 774 amino acids. The transcript is spliced from 12 exons. NCBI's taxonomy places the organism in Eukaryota, Metazoa, Echinodermata, Crinoidea, Comatulida, Comatulidae. The record is from RefSeq and is a predicted model, not a curated record.